CUCAAACUUUAGAUUCGCCUGUCUCUGCCUCGGCAUGUCUUGUCCGUGACGUCGAGUUAAGCCAAGCCGAAUUUUUUACCUUUUUUCUUCUUCUUCAAACCUCGAGCUCUUCGCAUCGUACCCUGAACGUGCCGAGUUUCCCCCCAUACGUCAUAACUGCGCCGUCUGUUGGGCUGCGUUUUUCAUCCCGCGCCGACGCCGACGCCGCCGACGCCGCCGAUAUCGUGACGCAGACACCUUCAAUGGCCGGUGCCGGGAAUGGGGGUAUCUGAUGUUGCAUCGGAGCUCGAGGUGACAAUGGAGGAGUCGCAAAAUCAGCGCGAUCGUCGCGUUGAGGAGCUCUGGAAGCAGCUCGACCCUGCAGGACAUGGGGAGCUCGACCUCAAAGGACUGCAAAGGGGACUGAGGCGGAUCGACCACCGUAAAUUCCCUCCCCCCUUCCCCCUUUUCCCCCUUUUCCGCGCCCAAGGAUAUCGUACUCACAAUUUGGCGCAAGCUCUGAAAAAUGCCGACCAGAUGCUCAAGACCAUCAUCAGCAUUGUCGACACGAGCGGCGACGGGAAGAUCCAGUACGAAGGUGGGUUUGGAGAGACGGGAAAGUCAAGAGUCGAGCCGGAAACUGAAACAAUGCGAACCUAGAGUUCCGAGUCUUCGUCGAAGCCGCCGAGCGCCAGCUGCUCCUGCUGUUCCGAUCCAUCGAUCGCGACAAAGAUGGACGGUUAAACAAAGACGAACUUCAGAGCGCCUUCCGGCGAGCUGGCCUGUCGGUGUCAAGCAGAAGGCUGUCCGGUUUCUUCAACGAGAUCGACAUGAAUCACG
This is a messenger RNA of Thermothelomyces thermophilus ATCC 42464, 819 nucleotides long. RefSeq lists its product as uncharacterized. Bases 298 to 639 code for a protein of 113 amino acids. The transcript has a single exon. Lineage: Eukaryota; Fungi; Ascomycota; Sordariomycetes; Sordariales; Chaetomiaceae. The record is from RefSeq and is a predicted model, not a curated record.